Molecule: messenger RNA, 906 nt
Organism: Acanthosepion pharaonis
Lineage: Eukaryota; Metazoa; Mollusca; Cephalopoda; Sepiida; Sepiidae
Source: the annotation of a GenBank genome assembly
AUGAACUUAGCCGUAAGCUCGUUCUUUGUCUUUUUUUCUUACUUACUUGCUUUCUAUCUAUCUAUCUAUCUAUCUAUCUAUCUAUCUAUCUAUCUAUCUAUGACUUUUAUUUAUUUUUCUUUCUUUCUUAUUUCUUUUCGUUGUCCUUAUUUUCAAUUCAUUCAUCAUAACACAUUCUUUCUUUCUUUCUUUCUUUCUUUCUUUCUUUCUUUCUUAUCAGCUUUCAAUUAUGUUUCUUAUUUCUUUUCGUUGUCUUUAUUUUCAAUUCAUUUGAUUGCGGUAUAUAACCAUUUCCUUCCUUCCUUCCUUCUUUCGAUCCUUCCUUCCUUCCUUCCUUCCUUCCUUCCUUCCUUCCUUCCUUCCUUCCUUAUUUUGAUAUCAUCCAAUCCUUUCUUUCCUCUUUUCUUUCUUGCGAAUUUCUUUUUUAAAAAAUUUGUCUUUCAAUUUCUUUCUUUCUUUCUUUCUUUCUUUCUUUCUUUCUUUUCUAAGUUGUUUUCAAUUUUCUUUCUUUCUUUUUCUUUUCUAAUUGCUUUCAAUUUACUUUCUUUCUUUUUCUUUCUUUCUGUCUUUUCUAAGUUGUUUUCAAUUUCCUUCUCUUCUCUUCUUUCUUUCUUUCUAAUUAGCUUUUAUUUAUUUUUCUUUCUUUCUUAUUUCUUUUCGUUGUCCUUAUUUUCAAUUCAUUUAUCAUACCACAUUCUUUCUUUCUUUAUUUAUUUCUUUCAUUUUUUCUUUCUUAUCAGCUUUCAAUUAUUUUUCUUAUUCGUUUUCGUUGCUCUUAUUUUCAAUUUAUUUGUCUUAGAAAACUUUAGAUCUUUCUUUCUUUCUUUCUUUCUUUCUUUCUUUCUUUCUUUCUUUCUUUCUUUCUUACCUACCUCUCUACCUGCGUACCUACCUACCUACAGCUGA